AGAAGCGCGUCUCCGUCAUCGCCUCCUCCUCUGCGCGGUGCCGGUGACGUCACGAGCGCCAUAUUGAACGACAGUUUUUGCUCCUCGUUCCCGAAGCUGCUUCCGCCGCCGCUGUUGAGGCAAUAACCGGUUACGGCACGCUGCUGAUUUCCUCUACUUGUCAAAGUAGAAGAGCAGGGGGCCCCAUCCCGGGGUAAAGUGGGGUCUCCUGGUUCUGGAGGUGAAAGUGCGAUUCAGAGGCUCGGAAGGCAGCCGGUGUGCGACAACCCUCUUCCGGUCAUGGACGUCGACCGGCUCCAGGAGGCUCUGAAAGAUUUUGAGAAAAAAGGGAAAAAGGAAGUAUCUACAGAGCUGGAUCAAUUUCUUUGCCAUGUGGCGAAAACCGGGGAGACUAUAGUCCAGUGGCCUCAGUUUAAAGACUACUUUAUGUUCAAACUUGAGAAAGUAAUGGACGACUUCCGAUCAGCUGCACCAGAACCCAGAGGGCCACCCAAUCCCAAUGUGGAGUACAUCCCUUUUGAUGAAAUGAAAGAGAGAAUACUUAAGAUUGUUACUGGUUUUAAUGGGACCCCGUUUACUAUUCAGAGGCUUUGUGAGCUAGUUACUGACCCCCGGAGAAAUUACACCGGCACAGACAAGUUUCUGAGAGGAGUGGAGAAGAGCUGACCUGGUGUAUUGAAUGCAAAUAUUUUAUCUUGCCUAAACCUCUGUUCUUGCAGGAAAAAUAAUUCAAGUAGCAUAAACCGAAUGAAUGGAGUGAUGUUUCCCGGCAACUCCCAGAGUUACACUGACAGAUCGAACGUUAAUGGUCCAGGUACGCCAAGACCACUGAGCAGGCCGAAGCUAUCUCUUUCUAGUCCCAUGACAACUAAUGGUUUGCCUGACGGUGGUGAAAACAAAGACUCGGACGUAGAACAAAAAGACGAGGCUCACAGUGAUUCCCUGUCUCCUGAUGAAAGUUCUCCUUCAAGUACUGUAAAGAACAAGCAUAUGGAGGAAGAUCCGACAGAAGAGCAUGAGGUGAAGAGACUGAAGUUUGACCCAGAAGAUGAGGAAGAUGAGCCUCUUGCCCUGCAGGACCCUUCUUCCAACCAGUCAUCCAGUGAAAUGCCUGAUGAAGCAGAAGCGGUGUCUACAAGUGAAGAAGAGACAGAAAAAGACAGUUGUGAUACAGAUCUUGCUGCAGAAGAUUCUUUAGUGACAUCAAGCGAAUCUGCCGCUGAAGAGGCCGACGAGGAAACCACUGACAACUUGUGUGUAACUGAAGAGACCCCCGAGGAAUCCAAUCAAAUGGAGCAGUCGGAGGCUUCUGAACCUCAGAGUGGCUUGAGCACAGACGAGGCCGAGAGCGCAACCUCGACAAGUAAAGCUGACACAGAGUGCACUGAACCCGAGCACCCAGAAACUCUUGAAAAGACCCCUGAAAUCCCUUCUGAGUCCCCAAUGGAUAACAGUGAGGCGGGCACAGAUGUAGCAGACGAGCCUAUGGAACAAGACUAACUACACUGACACCUAGAGACACAGUAUUUUCCAGACAGUUCUGUUUUUACACUGUAUACAAAUUUUACUUAAUAAAAGCGGACCUUUUUAGUUUUACAAAAGGCAGGUUGUAAAACAAAAAAACAAAAAAAAACUCAAACUUUUCUGGAAUAGAAACUGAGCUUUAUUCACCCCAUUUCAGAACUGUGAAUUUCUUAAGCCUUCAGGUUCUUAUCACCGCUGACUUGGUUUGGUCAGAUCAGUGGAUUGUGUAUAGGUUUUUUUUUUUUUUUUUUCCUUUAGAAAGGUUUUUAAACUGGAAGGUUAUAAUUUCACCAACUCUGAGGUUUUCCACACAUUGUUUGGUUAAGGAUGAGGGGGGGAAAAGAGAAAACAUCUUUAUGGCGUCUCGUCCCUCCUUGUCACUGAUGUUCAUUUUUGCUAAACUUUAAUCUGACUGUAAAAAAAAAAAAAAAAUUAGUUUUUUUUUAUUAUUGAAGAUUUCAUAGAAAAUGUUGUUUCUUCUC
This is a messenger RNA of Hyla sarda, 2006 nucleotides long. RefSeq names its product protein phosphatase 4 regulatory subunit 2 (gene PPP4R2). Gene Ontology annotation, molecular function: protein phosphatase regulator activity. The record is from RefSeq and is a predicted model, not a curated record. NCBI's taxonomy places the organism in Eukaryota, Metazoa, Chordata, Amphibia, Anura, Hylidae. Gene Ontology annotation, cellular component: nucleus; cytoplasm; protein phosphatase 4 complex. The transcript has 8 exons. Gene Ontology annotation, biological process: protein dephosphorylation.